AUGGCCAAGACCAUGACUGACAUCAUUGCCCUCCUUUUUUCGAUUGUGCUCCUUCGGCUAGGUGACGGUCAUGGUGAGGAUCGUGAUGCUUUUGGUGAUCAUGUCUUUUGUGGUGUGGUUCCUUAUGACUUCCAUGACUAUGACCAUGUCCACUGUGAUGAUGGCCGUGACCCUUGGGCUCUGAGUCUCGUGGUCGUGACUUGUGGCUCCUCGAAUGAUAAUGCUCUUGAGGAUAAUAAUCGGGGUACGACAUUGCAGGUGUCAUUUAAGAGAUUACUGCAGGUGAUGGGAACGUGA
Penicillium macrosclerotiorum is the source of this 297-nucleotide messenger RNA. RefSeq lists its product as uncharacterized. The coding region runs from base 1 to 297 and encodes 98 amino acids. The transcript is spliced from 2 exons. The record is from RefSeq and is a predicted model, not a curated record. NCBI's taxonomy places the organism in Eukaryota, Fungi, Ascomycota, Eurotiomycetes, Eurotiales, Aspergillaceae.